AUGAGUGAUCAGGUGAUACCGAGAUAUCGCAACGUGUUCACUGAUAUUACAGGAGGAAUCAUGACCCACCAGACCCUGGGAGACUGCGCACAAAUGGAGAUGGCCAUGAUGGACUGUAUGGAGAGUUACGGCUUUGACCGCGGCUUACAACACUGCAAGUUGGAAAUAGACGACUACCACGAGUGUCGAACUAAGACGAAACAGUUCUUAAGAUUUAUGGUUGAUCAAAAACGAAAUGUGUUGAAUGAGAUCGAUGUGAAAAUAAAGUGUCAGUCGAAUACAACUAUACUGGUGUCAGUUCCGCCUUCAAAUGAAUCAAUAUUAGUUGUUUUAGUCAACGAUAAAGAAGCAGCAACAGAAGAAGAAGAGGAAAUUCCCGGUCAGAAUAACACAGCGUUGAUUACUCAACUGCCUCUCGACGAUUCCUGCACCAUCAUUGUGGGUGGUGCUCACGGUGUCACCAAUCUCACUUAUAGAACACCAUCAUGCUUCGAUCUAGCCGGCUGUUCUCCUUGGCCUGAAGUGGCUGAAAACGUGACUUUGGAUGCUGUUGAACGAGGUGGUGGGUGGUCGGUGUUGGUUACAUGGUCACCGCCGCGUCACCAACCGUCAUACUACAACAUUAGUUUGGAAGCAGAUGAAGUCUACCGAGCUAUUGUGCCAGGGAAUCAAACGGAGGCUCAGUUUGACCACGUGACUGGGAAUGGUAAAUAUGAAGUAUUGGUGAGAGCGAAAAUAGAAAAUCGCACCGCCACUACCAGCCGAUGGAAUAUAUUUCCUCCUCGUACUGGUGGGGCGGCGGGUGUGGUGGUCGCGGCCUCAUUACUGACGGUGGCCACAAUACUCUUGGCCGCUCUGCUGUGUUGGCGACGACGCAUACCAACCGACUCUCAUACCUUCUAUAUACCAGGAGUCCAUGAUAAGUUCCCUGAAAGCGGUGAUACAGACCUUGGAGGCCCGGAGUCGGGAUCAGAGGACACGUGGGAGGUCCGGCCCGAGAGGCUCCUGCUACAUGAGGUCAUAGGAGAGGGGGCCUUCGGUGUUGUUCGGAGAGGCACUCUAGCACCCGCCAAUAAAGAUGUCGCAGUCAAGAUGUUGAAAGAGUAUCCGUCAGUGGAGGAAGUCCGUUCGUUUCGUGCUGAGAUGGAGCUAAUGAAGAGUGUCGGAGCUCACCCUCACGUCGUCAGCCUCCUGGGGUGCUGUAGCGGAAGACGACCUUUGAUAGUAGCGGAGUACUGCUCACGGGGAGACUUACUGACUUACCUCAGGUGUUCAUGGGACAUGAUGGUGUCGCGUCGUAACGCUAAAUAUUACAAUAACAACAACAAUAAAGAAAAUUAUCGCAACGAUCUGUUUAAAAGCAAACUGCCUGAUACUAAGUUCGUUGCCAACCGUCUGUAUGACAUACAAGGAGUGUGUGACACGGAGCUCACUAUGUUGGACCUGCUCUCAUUCUGUCGACAGAUCGCUAUGGGCAUGGAGUUUCUUUCCUCCAACAGAGUAGUCCAUAGAGAUUUAGCAGCGAGGAAUAUAUUAGUAACAGCUGAUAGAACACUCAAGAUAGCAGACUUCGGAUUAUCUAGAGACGUCUAUCAGGAGAAUCAAUACAAACAGAAGGGCAACGGAAAGAUGCCCGUCAAGUGGAUGGCUCUAGAGUCCCUCACGCAUAGGAUAUUCACGACACAAAGUGAUGUGUGGUCGUUCGGCGUGGUGGUGUGGGAGGUGGUGACGGUGGGUGGUGCGCCUUACGCUGGUGUGGGAGCCGCUCGACUGCCGAGACUCCUCGCCGCUGGGUACCGCAUGCCCUGCCCUCAUAAUUGUGGACCACAACUUUACGAGUUAAUGCUGUCAUGUUGGCGGGACCGGCCGCGGUGUAGGCCGACAUUCACUGAGCUAGUGUCUCGAUUAGACGCACUUCUCUGUGCUAGCGCCGACCACUACCUCUCACUGAGUCUACCACUACAAGAAGACAGCCCUGAACUACCAUCUACAACAUACAGAUAUAUGAGAAUGCUACUCAGAGGUAAGCUUCGUGGUAAGAGCUACGAGCGUCCCCUGGCGCCCACGAACCACUACACGCAACAGCCAGCGCCCACGACACAUACACAACCAUGA
Danaus chrysippus (African queen) is the source of this 2115-nucleotide messenger RNA. The record is from the annotation of a GenBank genome assembly. Lineage: Eukaryota; Metazoa; Arthropoda; Insecta; Lepidoptera; Nymphalidae.